Yarrowia lipolytica CLIB122 is the source of this 2322-nucleotide messenger RNA. RefSeq lists its product as uncharacterized. The record is from RefSeq and is a predicted model, not a curated record. Gene Ontology annotation, molecular function: protein binding. Lineage: Eukaryota; Fungi; Ascomycota; Dipodascomycetes; Dipodascales.
AUGCUCAGAGCACGCCUUCUAGUGCCGCUGGUACGACCAGCUCUAGUGCACAGACUCGACAGAUGCUACAGCACCGCUCUGGGGUCCAGGUUCCGAAAAUCAAACGCAGUUCGUUCGGAGCUCAAGUUCGACUUUCCUGAUGUGCCGGUUAAAGAAGAGCUGUUUGUCCAGGAGACGCCCGACAAGCCUCUCAAGGAGAACAAGACCCACGUUUCCGACGAGGAUAUUGACAGUCUUUUUGACUCACUCAUGAGCGACCACAAGGCUGCUGAAGCCACCGAACAGCACAAGGAGCUGCCUCCAGCUGAACAAGAGAGACCGUCGGGAGCAAAUACACACACUGCACCCAUCAAGCAUGACACAAAGAGCCCCAUGGAGUACCUGGCAAAGUCCAAGCUCACGCCUCAUGUGAGUAGACAGGUAGCCAAGGCCAUGGCUGGCUCGCCCACGCAACUUUUGCUAGCCACGCCUGCUAGCCAUCACAUUUCCACCCCUGCAUACCAAAACGAUCUUUGGAAACAUGUCAUUUCGACGCUCAACACGUCCAAGUUUCAGAUUCCAGACUUUAACUCUCUGAUGACGACUAUCCCGGUCGACAUUCGAGCGCAGUUUCUGCCUCAGAUUGAGGAGUGGAUUUCUCAGCGGGGAGUGAAGCCUUCUGCCAUCACGUAUGGCCAGGUCAUGUUAGGAUACGCCGAGGACGGCAACGUGGAAAAGGUGGAGGAGAGAUUCCGACAAAUGAUUGAUAACAAUAUCACCCCUACUGUACAUACUUAUGCGCAUCGACUGAAGGCAUGCGAUAAACGGGGGGAUCUGAAGCAGGCCAUGGAGAUUUUCGACGAUCUCAAAUUAGCCCAACAACUCUACGGUAUCCGACCCAACCAGGUCAUUUUCACAACCCUCAUUUCCACAUCUCUAAGAAACCACAAGGUGGAACUUGCAUCUCAGAUCUUCGAAUACAUGAAGUAUGCUUCUCUGGAGACCCAGCCAACUGCACACACAUACAACUCGCUGAUUACAGCGUCUGCCAUUCGUUCCAAUACCGAACGAGCAUUGGAUUUGUUCGAGGAAAUGAAACAGAAAUCGGUUGCCAACGUUAGAACAUAUCAAUCGCUGAUUCUUGCCUGUUUGAGACAGGAAAAGUAUCAUCUCAAGGCAUGGGAGCUUCUUUUGGAGCUCAGAGAACAACAUAGUGAGAGUUUCUACUCCAGACACACUUUGGUUGUUGUUUUCCAGGCCGCAGCCGUCACUGGAGACCUGGUGUUCCUUCGAUCACUCUACAAGCAGCUCUGCAUGUCUCCUGAGACGUACCCUGAUGCCAUUCUGACUCAGCUUCUGAUGCAGGCUUAUGCUCGGUACGACACACGGACCAAACCAGUUGCUUCUUCUGCUCUUCGGGCUACUUGGGGCCGUCUUUAUGGAGGUAACGCUCAAGAAAUGAUGCGAGGAUUCUUGUUCCCUGAUAUUGAGGGUAUGGUGCAGCUUAACGAGGAGCAUCCCGGCAUGAUCCCUCCUUUCUUGCCUACCAAUACCAUUGAAAGUCUUUCUUUCGACCGUAAGAAGAUCAUUGCUGAAUCUCGAGCCAUUUUCCAGUUCUUGAAGAACAACAAGCCUCAGCUGCUGGAUAACAUUGCUGCCACUGACUAUCUCAAGGCGGGAGCUAGACAUAGAGAUUUCCCUGAGUUUCUGAGACGAUACAACGAGGUUUCUGUGGGUGCUGGAGAAGCCGAGGGCGCUGUUAUCAGUCCUUCUGAGAUGAAGACUUACUCUGCUCGACAGAAGAAGCCUCAGCGAUACGAUUUGCAGACUCAGUUCUCUCCUGCCCCCCGUUCUGAUGCUCAUUUCUUUAUUGCCCUGAACGCUGUUCAGGCUGACUGCAUUGCUGAUGCCAGUGAACGGGAUCCCAACCUCAACCACCCCUUGAGACGCCUCACCCCUCAGGAGAUGACCGAUAGACUUGAAUUUUCCCAGGACGUGUGGGUAGAGCGAGGCAAGUGGCGGAAGUCCGAUGCAUACAAGAACAAGUAUAGGACUGAGGCUCAGCAGAUUAGCGCAGACUACAAUUUUGCGCUCAAGAUUAUCAAUGCUCUGGCUGCCCUGAAACAGCUUGGAGAAGCUGCUGCGAUUCUGUCGGCUACGCCUGCCACUUUCAACUGGAAGAAGCACGAUCUGGCCUUCUUCCACAAUGUUGCUCAGGCUUUCUACCAUGAGGAGGCUAUGAAGCAGAUCCACAAGGCCGUGUCUCGGUCCAAGCACCUGGAUGAGGUCAUUAGAAACCCCGACUCGGAAAAAUCAGCUGAAUUUGACGUUUUCAGCAUUUGA